Messenger RNA from Lampris incognitus (smalleye Pacific opah), 2571 nucleotides. RefSeq names its product polymerase (DNA directed) nu (gene poln). NCBI's taxonomy places the organism in Eukaryota, Metazoa, Chordata, Actinopteri, Lampriformes, Lampridae. The annotation marks the transcript as partial. Gene Ontology annotation, molecular function: DNA binding; DNA-directed DNA polymerase activity. The record is from RefSeq and is a predicted model, not a curated record. Gene Ontology annotation, biological process: DNA-templated DNA replication; double-strand break repair. The transcript has 22 exons.
CAACCGGGUGGAGUAUCACGGAGGGACAACCUGCAGCCUUCCCAAAUCCGUCCAGUAUCAAAUCAGCCUCCACUAAUCCCUACCUGUCCCUUGAAGAGGAAGCUCGAGCGAUCUGAUGCCAGCCCUCCCACCAAAAUCUCCCUUCCCAGGCGUCUUGUCAAAUGGGAGCCACCCCAUUCCUCUCAAGAGAAGGUAGAGAGAGAAGGAGGAGUUGCAGGGCUGGAGGGAGCCAGGCCAGAAAUCUCCAUCCCUAAACAUCGAGACAUCUUUCUAGUAACUGCCAAGGAACUCCAAGCUAACGCCAGGCUUGUGCAAACAUCAGCAGGAGUAGUACGGGUGCACACAGCCACACAUAUUGCCAAACCUUCAACUGUACCUCUUCACAGGCAGAGUGAGAGGGGGCAAGAAUUAACCAGAGAAAGCUCUACAAAGAACAGCUCCUCCAUAGCACCCAAACUCCCCAAGGUGACGCUGACUAAGUGUUGCCCAGACAAGACCUCAAAUGAGCCAAAAACAGCCCAAGAGGGAGCUAACAGCGGUGUGUCACAGAACCAGUUCAAAGGUUCCCGUCUGACCACAGCCCUUACCUCUGACCCUAGAGUGAAGGAUGCUGGGAAGUUGAAUGCUGAUGAGAGGGUGUGGGUGCUGGAGGAGGCAAAACAGGCCAAAGCGCUGGUGCUGGUUAUGGUUUACAAAGAUGGAACCACACAGUUAGACCCAGAACAUAAGCUGACGCCUUCAGUGUGUGGUCUGCUGGUUCUGAUAAAGAGGGAUCUGGACCGCAAUGUACCAGAGGACUCGCUGGGACCUAGUGACAGCCUGGUCUACUUAAGACUAGAACACGCACCUGCAUGGGCCCAGCAACACACACACCAGAACCAUGAAUGCUUUACUAGAGAGAUGCUGCAGCAGGUCUUAUCAGGGUCUCAGCUCGUGGUGUGCUAUAAAGCCAAAGACCUGCUCCGCACAGCUCUGCAGCACUAUAGACAGCACCUCCACUGGAAACAAGUUGCAGGUUGUCGUAUCCAAGACCCUCAGGUGUCAGCAUGGCUGCUAGACCCUGCAGACCCAGCGUCCUGUUACCGAGACCUGCUGAAGAAGUACUGUAGAAGACUCUCUGCAACACCUGCCCUGGGAUUUAAAAUGGUGUCUCAUGUUAUCUCAGAUCUCUCUAUGCUUUACUGGCUUAACUUGGAGCUCUGCUCUAAACUACAGAGCCAGAAGCUGUGGGACCUCUAUUCUAACAUGGAGCUGAGAAUGAUCCCGGUUUUGGCAGCUAUGGAGAGCCACAGAAUCAUUGUGGAUAAGGAAGCACUGAAGAAAACAUCAGACAUGCUGGCGACGACGCUAAAGCAGCUGGAGCAGGAAGCCCAUCAGGCAGCUGGACAGGUGUUCCUGGUCUCCAGCAGCACUCAGCUACGAACAGUUUUGUUUGAGAAGCUGCGCCUCCAUGAACACUGUGAGAACAAGAAGCUCCCCAAGACUAUCAACAAACAGCAGCAGUCGACGUCAGAGGCUGCUCUGUUGCAGCUUCAGGAGCUCCACCCUCUGCCAAAGAUUAUUCUGGAGCACAGACAGGUGCACAAGAUCAAGUCCACCUUCGUAGAUGGGAUUCUGUCAUGCAUGAUGAGCAAGCAUUACAUCUCUUCCACAUGGCACCAGACCAGCGCAGUGACAGGCAGAAUCUCAGCUAAACACCCGAACUUCCAGGCCCUCCCGAGGCAGCCCGUCAGCAUCACCAAGAAGCAGUACAUCCAAGGGAAGGAGGCAGAGGUGGUGAUGGUCCAUCCCCGAGCCAUGUUCCUCCCUCAAGAAGGUUGGACCUUCCUGGCUGCAGAUUUUUGCCAAGUGGAGCUGCGUCUGCUGGCCCACCUCUCCUCUGACCCUGAGCUGCUCCGUAUCUUCUCCGACCCCCAAGCUGAUGUCUUCACCAUGCUAGCCUCUCAGUGGAAGGGGAUAAAUGAAGGAGAAGUGACUCCAGAAGACAGGGAACAUGCCAAACGCGUUGUUUACUCUGUUGUGUAUGGGGCAGGCCGAAAGCGUCUGUCUGUGAUUUUGGGGGUGAGUGCGGAGCAGGCCAGCCAGUUCCAGGACAGCUUCCUGCAGACAUACAGGGAGGUCCACGCCUUCAUCCAGAGGACCAUCCAGCAGUGCCACAAGCAAGGUUACGUACUCUCCAUCAUGGGUCGUCGUCGGACCCUGCCCAACAUCCACUCCCCUGACUGGGGUGUCCGAAUGCAGGCCGAGAGACAGGCUGUUAACUUCGUAGUGCAAGGUUCAGCUGCUGACCUGUGUAAAGCGGCCAUGAUCAGAAUCUUCUCACAGGUCUCCUCCUCCAGCGUGCUUUCUGCCAGGCUGGUGGCCCAGCUCCACGAUGAGCUGCUGUAUGAGGUGGAGGACUCCCAGGUGGAGCAGUUUGCAGCUCUUGUGAAGAGUACCAUGGAGUCCCUGCAGCACAUAGACUGUCUCGGAGUUAAUCUGAAGGUCCCCCUGAAGGUGGUGGUCUCCAGUGGCAAGUCGUGGGGCUCCAUGUCAGACCUGAACAUACCUCGAACGUCACUCUCUCUCUGA